GAAAGAAACAAGAAAUAUUAGCUGCUCAAAAUGCAUUAGAUGGGGAGGGAGAAGCUAGUCAACCUUCUCAACUAAGUGAAAUGAAUAUAUGGGUGCAAUCUGCUGGUGGAAAGAAAAAAGGAAGAGUCAAAGGUCUUGGAUCUCUAGGUCGAACUGUAAAGACAUCGAAGCAAUCAACAUCAGCUUUGCCUGAAGAUAUUGAUGAGAUGAUUAAGUCACAGAUAAAUGCUUCAAAUGCUGAUUUGUAUGCUCAGUUGCAGAAUGAGCGGCACAAAAAUAAGAAGAUGAGAAAGGAAUUAGACUUGUUGAUCAAGCAUGUAUACAAGAAAUCACUUUCAACUGAGCGAUCAUCUCAAGAAGAUAACCAAGCUUAUGAGAAUGAAAGUGAUGAUGACUCUAAUAGCAUGAAUGAAAGAGAUUCUAACCCUGAUAACGUGAAUGGAAGUGAUCAUAAUUAUGAUUGAGAUGGUUGGUAGUUCUAGUGAGGAUUCAAAUUUGAAAUAUUUUAUUUCGGACCAUUUAAGAAUCAUACAUUA
Messenger RNA from Solanum tuberosum (potato), 536 nucleotides. RefSeq lists its product as uncharacterized. The record is from RefSeq and is a predicted model, not a curated record. The transcript has a single exon. Bases 81 to 464 code for a protein of 127 amino acids. Lineage: Eukaryota; Viridiplantae; Streptophyta; Magnoliopsida; Solanales; Solanaceae.